This is a messenger RNA of Pyricularia pennisetigena, 1446 nucleotides long. RefSeq lists its product as uncharacterized. Gene Ontology annotation, molecular function: glycosyltransferase activity. The record is from RefSeq and is a predicted model, not a curated record. Lineage: Eukaryota; Fungi; Ascomycota; Sordariomycetes; Magnaporthales; Pyriculariaceae. Bases 1 to 1446 code for a protein of 481 amino acids. Gene Ontology annotation, cellular component: membrane. The transcript has 2 exons.
AUGGCGAUAAACAUCCGCCGAAACAACCGAAUAGUGCCGCCUAUAUUCUGUUUCCUCACACUAUGCCUCUUGUGGCAGCUUUUAGAUUUUAAUGGUGCGACGCUAUUAAAAUCUAGUCAGAUUCAGAUCCAGGCAGCGGGCAAGCCGGCGCCUUUGAAGCAGAAUCCGACAGAUGGGACGCGGCAACAAGCCCAAACGCCCGGGUCCGACUCGGGAACGACAUCUAAUCUGACCAGCGACGAUGUGCUGCUCAUCCUAAAGACGGGCGGGACCGUGCUGUGGAGGCGGCUGCCAAUCCACCUGUCGACGACGUUUGCGCCGGAGCGCAUCGGGGCAAACAACUCGGCCAUCUACGCCGACGUGGACGCCAGGCUCGGCCACCACCAGGUGGUCGACGUGCUGGCGUCUCUGCCGCAGACGCUGCGCGACUCGCCGUCGUUCGAGACGUACCGCGAAAUCCGCGACUGGCACGCCACGAACCACUACCUGGAGCAGACCGGGCUGCCGGGCGACGUGGGCACGACCGAGGGCCCGUCGGGCGGCUGGCGGCUCGACAAGUACAAGUUCCUGCCGCUGAUGCAGCGCGCGGGCCGGGACGCGCCGCACGUCAAGUGGUACGUCUACACCGAGGACGACACGUACCUCUUCCUGCCCAACGUGCUGCGCUACCUGUCCCGCUACGACCACACGCGCCCGCACUACCUCGGCGGCCUGGGCGAGAUGCUGGGCGUGACGUUUGCCCACGGCGGCUCCGGCUUUGCGCUCUCCCGCGGCGCCUGGGACCAGUCGUUCGGCAAGGGCGGGGACCUGGUCGCCAAGUACGCGUCGUUUGUCGACGAGUCGUCCUUUGGUGACUAUGCGCUCGGCAAGGUCCUCAACGACUACGGCGUGUACCUGGGCGACGAGGUGACCAACGACAGGAAGGAAGGGGGUGCUUGGGGAUUCAACGGCCUGCCGCACUGGAAGAAUGAGUUCUCGGCUGAAAACUGGUGCAAGCCCGUGCUUUCCUGGCACCACGUCCACAGCCGUGAUAUUGCCAUGUAUUACGAGCUGGAGAAGUCGUGGGAUUUUGAGAAAACACUCACGUACGGCGACUUCUACAAACUCGCCAUCGCGCCCACGCUCACCAAGCGCAAGUCGUGGUGGGACAACAUGUCGAGGCGCCACCAUCUCACUCCGCAGUCGGUCGCCACGGCAGAGAUACCCAAGGACGUGCGUGACAGCUCCUCCUGGAUGCAGUCGUGGAAGUCGGACAAGCUGUGCGAGGCGGCCUGCACGGAAUGGAAGUCGUGCGUGCAGUGGUACUAUUAUCAGUACGAAUGCAAGCUGGACGACAGGUUCUGGCUGGGUUUUGGGUACCCCGAGACCUCGAGGUAUCGCAAGGAGAAGCUGGAGUCGAUUAGCGGCUGGCUGCCUGAUAGGAUCAGCGCGUGGACCUGUACAUGA